Molecule: messenger RNA, 3007 nt
Organism: Odobenus rosmarus divergens (Pacific walrus)
Lineage: Eukaryota; Metazoa; Chordata; Mammalia; Carnivora; Odobenidae
Gene: PRSS12
Product: protease, serine, 12 (neurotrypsin, motopsin)
Exons: 13
Coding region: 37-2664 (875 amino acids)
Biological process (GO): proteolysis
Cellular component (GO): membrane
Molecular function (GO): serine-type endopeptidase activity
Source: RefSeq, a predicted model, not a curated record
CGGAGAGCUUGGACCAAACCCUGCGGCUCUGGCACCAUGACGCUCGCCCGCUUCGUGGUGGCUUUGGUUUUAGCGGCGCUCCCCGAAGUGAUCGGCUUUGAUCUAGUCGUCAGUAAUCCCCUCCACCACCGCUAUCGCCAUUCGCUCCCUCGAGGUCCCCGGCACCCUUAUUACCUUCCCACCCAGCAGCGGCAACAGAGGACGCCUGCGCCGCCCCCUCUCCCGCGCGUCCCGCGCCCCGCGCCCGCGCUGCAUGCCCAGCGCCUGCACGCCCUCCAUGCCGGGCGCACGCCGGGGCCGCACCAUCGGGACUGCCCCGCCAGCGAGCCCUGGGUCAACGUGACGGACUUCGGCGCCCCUUGUCUGCGCUGGGCAGAGGUGCCACCUUUUCUCGAGCGGUCGCCCCCGGCGAGUUGGGCUCAGCUGCGAGGGCAGCGCCACAACUUCUGUCGGAGCCCCGACGGCGCGGGCCGACCCUGGUGCUUCUAUGGGCACGCCCACGGCAAGGUGGACUGGGGCUACUGCGACUGCAGACACGGGUCAGUGCGGCUUCGAGGUGGCAAACACGAGUUUGAAGGCGCCGUGGAAAUAUACGCAAAUGGAGCUUGGGGCACAGUGUGUGGCAGCCACUGGGAUGAUUCGGACGCCUCAGUCAUUUGUCACCAGCUGCAGCUGGGACGAAAAGGAGUUGCAAAACAAACCCCGUUUUCUGGACUGGGCCUUCUUCCCAUUUAUUGGAGCCAUGUCCGUUGCCGAGGAGAUGAAGAAAACAUACUGCUUUGUGAAAAAGACGUCUGGCAGGGUGGGGCGUGUCCUCGGAAGAUGGCGGCUGCUGUCACAUGCAGCUUUUCCCAGGGCCCGGCAUUCCCUGUCAUACGCCUCGUGGGUGGCAGAAGCGCGUGGGAAGGCCGAGUGGAAAUCUACCAUGCUGGUCAGUGGGGGACUGUCUGUGAUGACCAGUGGGAUGAAGCGGAUGCAGAAGUGAUCUGCAGGCAGCUGGGCCUGAGUGGCAUUGCCAAAGCAUGGAAUCAGGCGUAUUUUGGGGAAGGCUCUGGGCCAAUAAUGUUGGAUGAGGUACGCUGCACUGGGAAUGAGCUUUCUAUUGAGCAAUGUCCAAAGAGUUCCUGGGGAGAGCAUAACUGUGACCAUAAAGAAGAUGCUGGAGUGUCCUGUACCCCUCUAACAGAUGGGGUCAUCAGACUUGGAGGUGGUAAAGGCGGCCAUGAGGGCCGCCUGGAGGUGUAUCACCGGGGACAGUGGGGGACUGUCUGUGAUGAUGGCUGGACUGAGCUGAAUACAUAUGUGGUUUGCCGACAGCUGGGAUUUAAAUACGGCAAACAAUCCCCUGCAAACCACUUUGAAGAAAGCACAGGGCCCAUAUGGUUGGAUGACGUCAGCUGCUCGGGAAAGGAAUCCAGUUUCGUUCAGUGCUCCCGGAGGCAGUGGGGAAGGCAUGACUGCAGCCAUCGGGAAGACGUUGGUAUCACCUGCUACCCUGGUGGCAACGGAUACAGACUAUCUCUGGGUUUUCCUAUCAGACUGAUGGAUGGAGAAAAUAAGAAGGAAGGACGAGUGGAAGUGUUCAUCAGUGGCCAGUGGGGAACCAUUUGUGAUGACGGCUGGACUGAUAAGGAUGCAGCUGUGAUCUGUCGUCAGCUUGGCUACAAGGGCCCUGCCAGAGCAAGAACCAUGGCUUAUUUUGGGGAAGGAAAAGGACCCAUCCACGUGGACAAUGUGAAGUGCACAGGAAACGAGAGGUCCCUGGCUGACUGCAUCAAACAAGAUAUUGGGAGACAUAACUGUCGCCACAGCGAAGAUGCAGGAGUCAUUUGUGAUUAUUUUAGCAAGAAGGCAGCAGGUAACAGUAACAAAGAAUCCCUCUCGUCUGUUUGUGGCUUGAGAUUACUGCACCGUCGGCAGAAGCGGAUCAUUGGUGGGAAAAAUUCUUUAAGGGGUGGUUGGCCUUGGCAAGUGUCCCUCCGGCUAAAGUCAUCCCAUGGAGAUGGCAGGCUCCUUUGUGGGGCCACGCUCCUGAGUAGCUGCUGGGUCCUUACAGCAGCACACUGCUUCAAGAGGUAUGGUAACAGCACAAGGAGCUAUGCUGUUCGGGUUGGGGAUUAUCAUACUUUGGUGCCAGAAGAAUUUGAAGAAGAAAUUGGAGUUCAGCAAAUUGUGAUUCAUCGGGAGUAUCGACCUGACAGCAGUGACUAUGACAUCGCCCUGGUUCGAUUAGAAGGACCAGAAGAGCAGUGUGUUAGAUUUAGCAGCCACGUUUUGCCCGCCUGUUUGCCACUCCAUAGAGAGAGGCCACAGAAAACCGCCUCCAGUUGUUACAUAACAGGAUGGGGAGACACAGGACGAGCCUAUUCAAGAACUCUACAACAAGCAGCCAUCCCCCUACUUCCCAAGAGGUUUUGUGAAGAACGUUAUAAGGGUCGGUUUACAGGAAGGAUGCUCUGUGCUGGGAAUCUACAUGAACACAAACGUGUUGACAGCUGCCAGGGAGACAGCGGAGGACCGCUCAUGUGUGUUCGGGCAGGAGAGAGUUGGGUUGUAUACGGGAUAACCUCCUGGGGGUAUGGCUGUGGAGCCAAAGAUUCACCUGGUGUCUAUACCAAAGUCUCAGCCUUUGUACCUUGGAUAAAAAGUGUCACCAAAUUAUAAUUCUUCAUGGAAACCUGAAGAGAAAAUAUGUUGGAAAAUUUUCAACCUCUACAUUAGCACUCAGCCAGAGAUGCCAACUUAUGGGGAUGAGAGCCAUGUUUCUGCUUUUGUGUUGUGAUUAAAUCAUGUACACCACUGCUGCUUGAGAAAUUUGUGAUGUGAACAUUCUGUUAGAUACCUCAGUGUAGUACUAAUUAUUCUUGAUUAGCAUUGUUGGUAGUCUUUAUUCUCAGCACUCUCCAGAGAUUACUGUAUAUCAACUGUGCAAUAAGCCUGUUUUUAUUCUUUUGGAUUAAGAGUCUAUAAUUCAAUCAAUACUCUUUAUUACACUUAAGUGAUAUUG